AUAGGACUGGCAUGUGCCAGACAGUCAAUUUAUUAAAUUAAUCUGUGGCACCGCAAAAGUCGCGCGUGCUAGUAAGUCGAGUUUAUGGAAUCAAUUUUGAUUGUUCUAAAUUUCGGAUGACUCGUGACGAAAAUAGUUAGUAAAAAUGAUAUUGCUAAUUCGGUGAAACAAAAUUACAUCCUAUAUAAUUUGACUCAAAUAUAUGUUUAUUUUGUGCUAAGUGUCAGUAUUCAGUGAGUAUUAUGAACUUUGAGGACUAUGAAACCCUUCCGACCCAGAACUUCGCCAUACACAUGACUGCCGGGGCGAUAGCGGGCGUCAUGGAGCAUUGCAUAAUGUACCCGCUGGAUUCCGUAAAGACGCGGAUGCAGUCGCUUCGGACGGCGCACAACAGCACCAUCCGGGAGACUUUCCGGUACAUGGUGCAGCGGGAAGGACUGCUCAGGCCUGUGCGCGGUCUGUCGGCCGUGGUGCUGGGCGCCGGGCCCGCGCAUGCGUGCUUCUUCGCCACCUACGAGCACUGCAAGAUGACGCUCUCGCACCUAACGCGACAUCGGCAUGACCACAUCACACACGGUUUGUCAGGGUGCCUAGCGUCGCUCAUGCACGACGCAGUUUCGAAUCCAGCUGAAGUGGUGAAGCAGAGGCUACAGAUGCUGAACUCGCCGUACCGCGGCGUGUGGGAGUGCGCGCGGCACGUGUACCGCACGGAGGGCGCGCGCGCCUUCUACCGCUCCUACGGCACGCAAGUCGCCAUGAACGUGCCCUUCCAGGCGCUGCACUUCGUCACGUACGAGUGGUGCCAGUCCAUCAUCAACCCGGCGCGCAAGUACGACCCGCGCGCGCACGCGCUCAGCGGAGCCGCGGCCGGCGCGCUCGCCGCCGCCGCCACCACGCCGCUCGACGUGUGCAAGACCGUGCUCAACACGCAGGAGUCGGCGCGCGCCGAGGGGCUGGCGCAGGCCGCCGCGCAGGUGCUGCGCGCCACCGGCCCGCUCGGCUUCCUCAAGGGCGUGCGCCCGCGCGUGCUCUACCAGAUGCCCGCCACUGCCAUCUGCUGGCUCACUUACGAAACUUUCAAACACAUGCUUGGUGACGGUGGCGAGGAGCAAAGUUCCGGAGCGGCGACGACGACAGCGACGGCGGCGGGCGGCGGCGGCGCGGUGCAGGCGAGUGCGGGCGCGCCGUCGGCGGCGGCCACUCCGCUGGCGUGCGCGGCGCUGCGGCUGGCGGCGGCGUCGCCCGAGGUGCCCGCCACCACGCUCACGCGCACUUAGAGCCGCUCGCACAACACACAGGACGCCGGUCGCCACCUCCUGACCCUUUAUCGAAGCGCCGCUCUUCACCUGAAUCGACCGACGGUUCUACACCGGCAGACCUCAGGCGGCUCAACAGACCAGUCUGAGUGACUGUCCAUGAUAACGAGACGUUAGACGGUCAUAGGUCGGAAUCUAGAAAAUCAUUAAAACCGAGUCACCGCGCGACGAAUUCGAGGAGGCGUGCGGCUUGUGCAUAAAUGUGUGUGAUGAUGUUUGUCAGAUUGGAUUUCUGUGAUUUUUGGUAUAAAUUAAGUGUUUUGGUUCUAAAUUGUGCUCGCAAUAAUUCGGUCGCGAGCGGACCGUCUAUCGAACGUCGCCGGGCCGGGGCCGCACUUGGGUUAGAGCUUCCUGUUGAAUCUAAAUAACAAAAUGAAUUCGUCGCGUAUGUAUGUAGCCCCGCUUGUACUGGGCGCACGUGUACAUAGACGUGCGUUUACCAUUGAAUUACAUCACUUUUGCAGUUAUGUUAAUUAUUUUGAAUUGCGUUUUGUAUCAUCUUGAGAUGAUUCUGUUAAUGCGGCGUAUUGAUUGGGUUUUAAAUUUAUGUUUAAGAAUAUAAAAGUCGACCGUAUCACAUGUUCGGUGUUAUAUUGUUAUUAUGGAAUGGUUUUGAAUCUUUCGGCCAACUGUUUGAAAAGUUGUGUGUCGUGGGCGGCCCGCGCAGGCGCGCGGCGGGUGUUGGUUCACACACGACUCGGUCACUUCCGCUGCCCACAGCCGCGCCUCCGACCCCACGCCAACCUGUCGUUGUACUAUACUGUUGAUAAAUGUUAUUUUUUAUAUGUCUAAAUUCUAAAAUAUUUUAUAAAUCGAGUGGAGACCGCUGUGGGACAGCGGCGGGGAGUCCGGCCGCGCGCUCACAGUGGCCACGCCACUAUAAACAUGUCUGAAAGACGAUGGAUCGAAACAGCCGUCACGUGGCGCCGUCGCCGGCGCGUGUGUCGGUGUGCUUGUUCACAGUUACCGCAUUAUAAUUACGUGACGAACGCAGCUUUAUGUCCACUCGUUAUGUUCGUAGGUAUUCGUUUAGAGUAGCGGCGGUAGUGAUGUUCCGUAUAGCGCUGUAAAUAUUGAUUCGAAUAUGUUCGUCGCGCCGGUGGUGGUUACGAUAUGUGCUCGCUGGGCGUACACAGUGAGAUGCUGUUUCGACUCUAGUGAGAUUAGACUUAGUGUACGUGUAUCGUUAUUUUUUAUUCACAGUUUUUAUACGCACAUGCACAAGCAAAUACGUUAUAAUUUAUGCGAUUAUUCCUAUAUUAUUAUAUUGUUUUGAUCAGUUUUAACUCGAAACGAUUACUUUCGAACGCAGUUCUGAGAGAGCGGUGCGAGUGUGGACCGAGCGCGAGCGCCACUAGUCAGGCGCGGCGGCUCGUGGCUGCCUCGCACCCACUGUGUGCUCAUUGGUUUUGGUUUCUUCACGUCCAUUUUCUGAAAGCCCAGCCUAUUAUAUUUCCUUCGGUUAUGAUGUGAGCACAUGGUGUUUGAAGUGAUGUUGAAUAGAGAUGAACUGUAAUAUAUACAGGGUUAGGUGUAAAUUUAUGUGACGAGAAACGAUUAAUAUCUUCAGAAGAAGGAUUGUAACGAGAAGCAAUUGCUUUUGUAUUUGUAACUUUUUUAUACACACGUACGUAAAAUAAUUUGCGUCAAGGGCACGUCCCGUGCCAUACAUUAAUUGAACUUGUUACAAUAAAGCACUCGGAAUGUGUCCAUGCGAUAUAUCAUAAGUACAGUCUUGACUCAUUGUGCAUUUUGAUUCUAAUUCAUUUGAGCGCAUUAUUUUUGCAGCGUACGACUGCGCUUGUGUGUAUACAGUAUGUUAUUUAAUGUUAUCGAUUAAAUUGAUCAAAAUUAUCAGAUCACAUCCUCGCGGAUGAAAAAUAUGUUGGCGGUGCUAUGUGUCGCGAGGGAGAGUGGCCGGCGCCCGCGCCCUGCGUGUCCGGUGCGUGUCCGGUGCGUGUCCGGCACGUAUUCGGCACGUACCGGCACGUGUCCGGCUCGGCCGCGUGGUUGCCAUGGCGCCGGCCACUCUCACCGAUGUUAUUGUUUGUGUACAUUUAUUAUGCAUUGUAUUUGUUAUAUUUAUAUGUUUUACUGUAUAGAACGAGUAAUACCGUAUAAAUUAAGAGUUUUAAAGUUAUUUGUAUAGAAAUAGAACGUAAGGCGGCGAGGCCGCGUCGCACGCAAGUGCAAACAUUUAAAAAAUCUAUGUUGUGCAAAAUAAAAAUAGUGAAUAAACAGUUGGACAAUACAAAGAGUUUUAA
This is a messenger RNA of Manduca sexta (tobacco hornworm), 3580 nucleotides long. It is a transcript of the gene mfrn, whose product is annotated as mitoferrin-1. Gene Ontology annotation, molecular function: ferrous iron transmembrane transporter activity. Lineage: Eukaryota; Metazoa; Arthropoda; Insecta; Lepidoptera; Sphingidae. The transcript is spliced from 6 exons. Gene Ontology annotation, cellular component: mitochondrial membrane. Bases 243 to 1277 code for a protein of 344 amino acids. The record is from RefSeq and is a predicted model, not a curated record. Gene Ontology annotation, biological process: iron import into the mitochondrion.